Molecule: messenger RNA, 616 nt
Organism: Striga hermonthica
Lineage: Eukaryota; Viridiplantae; Streptophyta; Magnoliopsida; Lamiales; Orobanchaceae
Source: the annotation of a GenBank genome assembly
UUCAAAACCGUGAGGAUGAUGGUGCGCUGAAUUUUCUAAUCCUUGAGGAUAAGGAAAGUCUUGAAGAGGAGGGGAAUGAUACGAAAGUGGUCAUCAACCCAGACGAGUCCGACGAGGAUGGUGACGAUGGUCUCGUUAUAUGGCUGGAGAACAUGUUGGAGGAGCCAACAAGUCCAAUAUACCGGCCACCAUGUGUACGAGAUUGGCCGAAAGGGUGUGGCCCGAAGCUGAAGUCAAAGGCGAGGAAACGGAUGGCCAAGAGACGACGUAAAGCAAAGGUUAGAAAAGCAAGUCAAUGUUGGUUCAAGCCUUGUGUGCAGACAAGGCGAGCACGAAAGAAGGAGGCUAGAAGGCGUGGUCUGCGAUGGGUUGAAGAUGGAUGCGCCCCUCCUAAGCCCACAUGCACGUGUUGCGCGGCCCAACGGCUCAUGCGCGCGGCCCAACUAGGAGAACGGCCCAGAAGCUGUCCUCUGAGCCCAGCGAGGUCCCAGACCGGCCCAGCGUGCGUCCAAGCGGCCCAGAACGGUUCAACACUCGUCCAGCGGGACCAUGAAGCUCCAAACCGGCCCAGCUCGGGUCCAGAGACUACCAGGCGGUCCAAAAGCGGUUCAACUCU